Messenger RNA from Sabethes cyaneus, 2025 nucleotides. RefSeq names its product general transcription factor IIF subunit 1 (gene TfIIFalpha). The coding region runs from base 84 to 1805 and encodes 573 amino acids. Gene Ontology annotation, biological process: transcription initiation at RNA polymerase II promoter; positive regulation of transcription elongation by RNA polymerase II. Gene Ontology annotation, cellular component: nucleus; transcription factor TFIIF complex. The record is from RefSeq and is a predicted model, not a curated record. Lineage: Eukaryota; Metazoa; Arthropoda; Insecta; Diptera; Culicidae. The transcript has 3 exons. Gene Ontology annotation, molecular function: DNA binding; TFIIF-class transcription factor complex binding; RNA polymerase II general transcription initiation factor activity.
UCGCUGAGUGUUUUAGAAAGUUGGAAGUUUUUUAGAAAAUUGUAGUAGAAAAAACACUCUAAGAAGUCAGUUAAAGUUGCCUAAUGAGUGGACCAUCUAGUCACCCUUCGGGCAGCGGAUCUGCCGCUGGCGGAGCAGCUGGUAGCUCGUCCGGUCCACCUGUUUCGGUGCAGGAGUUUACAAUCCGUGUACCGAAGAAUUUAAAGAAAAAGUACCAUGUAAUGCGCUUCAACGCAACGUUAAACGUUGACUUCACUCAGUGGCGUUCGGUCAAGAUGGAACGGGAGAAUAAUUUAAAGGAAUUCAAGGGAUUUGACGAUGAAUUGCCGAAGUUCGGAGCUGGUUCCGAGUUUAAUCGUGACCUGAGGGAGGAGGCUCGCCGGAAGCGCUAUGGAAUUAUUGCCAAAAAAUAUCGACCGGAAGCGCAACCCUGGAUACUGAAGGCAGGUGGUAAAAAAGACGGCAAGAAGUUUCGUGGCAUUCGAGAGGGAGGCGUAGGCGAAAAUGCGGCCUUCUAUGUAUUUACGCAUGCUCCGGACGGAGCGAUUGAAGCAUAUCCUUUGCACGAAUGGUAUAACUUCCAACCUAUUCAACGGUAUAAAGCGCUAUCGGCUGAAGAAGCCGAACAAGAGUUUGGUAGAAGGAAGAAAGUGAUGAACUACUUUUCGCUGAUGUUACGAAAACGUAUGAAGGGCGAUGAUGACACCGUGGAAGAUCAAGAAGAAGCCAAGGGUAAAAAGGGUGGUGGCGCAAAAGCGAAGGAUUUGAAAAUCAGCGAUAUGGACGAGUGGAUCGAUUCGGAUGAUAUGAGUUCAUCGGAUGAUGACGGCGAAGGAAAGCCUAAGGAGAAAGAUAGUGACGACGAAGCAGACAAAAAGGCCAAAAAUAAAAAGAAAGCUUUGGCUGAAAGCAAGAAAAAGAAACGAGACGUAGAUGAGGAAGCUUUGGAAGAAUCGGACGAUGGCGACGAGGAGGGCCGAGAGCUUGAUUAUAUUUCCGACUCAUCGGAAAGCGAAUCCGAACCGGAAACGAAAGCCAAUAAAGAGCUGAAGUCAGUUGCAGAGGAAGAUGCCCUCCGCAAACUAUUAACGUCGGACGAAGACUCCGAAGAUGAAGAAAAGAAAUCUGAAGAAGAGGAGAACCAAAAAGAGGAAGAAAAGAACGGUAAAUCCUCUAAGGAUAAAGAGAAGGACAAUAAGGAAAAAGAUUCUAAGGAAUCUAAGAAAAAGAAGAAAAAUAAAAAGAAGAAGAAGUCUGAUAACGAUAAGAAGGACUCAUCAAGUGGUUCCAGCUCGGACAGUUCGGAUUCCGAUGCCGACAACAGUAAUUCGAAGCAAAAGAAAAAACACAAGAAAGACAAAGAAGGUCUUGGUUCGAAUUUGUCCAGCGCUAAUAAUUCUCGGUCGGCUUCACCUAGUGCAUCCCAGCAGGAAGGAAUGAAACGGAAGCUAGCUGGAUCGAAUAUGCCUUCGGCAGACCUUACCGGGUCGGACAACAGCAACAGUCCCAUGUCGACACCGGCCAAGAAGAUCAAAAUGGACUCGGCGAUGUCUUUACCGCCCACAUUUACCGGCCUUGUUAGCAACAGUAAAGAUGAUUAUGGUAUAACGGAAGAAGCGGUGAGGCGCUAUCUGAUGCGCAAACCGAUGACUACCACGGAGCUGCUCACUAAGUUCAAGAACAAGAAAACUGGUGUUUCGAGCGAGAAACUUGUUGAAACAAUGACUGCCAUCUUGAAAAAGAUCAAUCCCGUUAAGCAGACUAUUCAGGGUAAGAUGUAUCUCAGCAUUAAGGUACCCAAGUGAUAACAGCCCAAUACUGGCGCACUGACGGAUCUAGGAAAACUACUUCUAAACCGUAUUAUUCCUGUUGGAAGCAACUGUUUUACUUGGCCCUCGUUUUAGUUAGAUUUGAUUUCUAUUUAAUUUACCUACUUCCUCGUUGAUUUCUAUUUUUAAAAACAAAUUCUGAUUUAUUAUAACCACACAUCUUAAUAGAGGAAUGCCUUUUCUUAUUUUAGUACAA